AUGGCGGAGGACACGAUAAGCGUGCGCCAGCGCAAGCCGGUGCAGGAAGUUGAGGACGAGGACAACCUGUUCGCGGGUACCCCGGCCGAAAACUCGCGGGGGAAGAAGAGCAAGAAGUCCAAGAAAGCAAAGGGCGAGACGGACGUGUACAGCCCCUACGUCGACAUCCUCCGCGCGCUGAGCUUCUUCUUCCUCGCCUCGUGCGCGCUGAGCUACCUCCAGAGCAACGGUGAGAGCUUCUUCUGGGGCCAGAAGAAUAAGCCCUGGUACAUGCGGCCCGACUACUGGAAGGCCAAAUGGAACGGGCCCCUCUACCUCACUCCCGAAGAGCUCCUCCAGUACGACGGCUCCAACCCCGAGAAACCCAUCUACCUCGCCAUCAACCACACAAUCUUUGACGUCUCGGCGAACCCGCGCAUCUACGGCCCCGGCGGCUCCUACAACGUCUUCGCGGGGCGCGACGCCUCGCGCGGCUUCGUCACGGGCUGCUUCAUGGAGGACCGCACCCCGGACAUGCGCGGCGUCGAGGAGAUGUUCCUGCCGCUCGACGACCCAGAGGUCGACCGCCACUGGUCCUACGCCGACAUGCAGAAGCUGCAGGAGGAGGAGCUGGCCGCCGCCAAGGCCAAGGUCCACGACGCGCUCAAGCACUGGGUCGACUUCUUCUCCAAGAGCGACAAGUACAACAUGGUCGGCAAGGUCAAGCGGGACCCGGACUGGCUCGAGAAGGAAAGCAAGAAGAAGCUCUGCGACCAGGCGCAGAAGGGCAGGGUCAAGAGGAAGGUUCCCGGGCAGGAGAGCCAGAACUGA
Molecule: messenger RNA, 810 nt
Organism: Colletotrichum spaethianum
Lineage: Eukaryota; Fungi; Ascomycota; Sordariomycetes; Glomerellales; Glomerellaceae
Product: membrane steroid-binding protein 2
Exons: 2
Coding region: 1-810 (269 amino acids)
Cellular component (GO): membrane; endomembrane system
Source: RefSeq, a predicted model, not a curated record